AUGGAUCAAUAUGGUUCUGACGAACUGUUACUUCCAUCUUUGCAAGCUUCUGAUGAAAUCGACAUGCCUGGACGCUUUGAUUACAAUUGCUCGCGGAAAGGUGAUGCUGGCAAUAUAAGUAGAAUAUGUCUUUGGGUAAAGAAUGAUGACGACACAUGCUUAUCUCGGCGCGUUCGGCACAGUAUCUGCAUCCUUGGAGUGGAGCAUCUUUCCUUAUUGGCAGAGACGCCGCAUAUCAUGGCCAAUAAGGUAGAGUUCGGUUUUAUUUGA
This is a messenger RNA of Strongylus vulgaris, 270 nucleotides long. Lineage: Eukaryota; Metazoa; Nematoda; Chromadorea; Rhabditida; Strongylidae. The record is from the annotation of a GenBank genome assembly.